UAUUCGUGAGUAAAUUUCUAAUUUAAAAUAUUUAGGGCUGGUCGGUCAUUAAUUGGUUGGUAAAUGAGUUGGCAGCUCCUCCAGCGAUCGAAUGGCCCUGCCAACACCAACUGCUGUACUUUUGCCUGGCAGUGCUGUCUUUAUUGAGUGAGUGUGCCUUUCAUUGUGUGUGUGAGAUCCAGUGGCAUGUCAAUAAGUUGCGCUCUCUGAGAGGGUUGUAUGCUUCUCGAAUGGUAACCCACGCUGCUUUGCGAAGAGAGCGACUACGCCUCUGGCUUUCUGUUUGUUGUGGCCCCUUUAUUUAUUUAUUUUGCCGGUGGUUUAUAUUCUCCACCCGUUAAAGAUUCAAAUGUCCAGGUAAUCAAAUCGAAUCAAUCUAGUUCUCCUGUGCUUUAGAAUCAAGAACAAUUGCCAUUUGAAAUUGGAACAUUCAUUUGCAACUGCAUCACUUGUUGGCAACAACACGAAGUCCUAGCGUUUAUAAUUGCAAAACACUUGUGACAGCAGCAACUCCCGCGUGCACGGAAGCAAUAAGCGACUUAAACUCCAGUUUAAUAAGCGAAAACUCGUGAUAAAAGCACUGACAUAGAUUAAUUGGAGCAUUUUUGAAACCAACUCAGUUGUUAUAUAAGAUGAAUACACGCCGUCGGUCCAUAGCUCCACCACAAAACGUUUACGCCAUUAAUGCCAGAAUAUGUAAAUUGGUGAAACUACAUCCUUGUCUUUACGAUCGUCACGAUGACAACUACUUGCGGAAAUCGACUGUGAAAAAUGCGUGGAAGGAAAUAUCUAAUGAGCUGCGAAUUACGGUUGAAAGCUGCAAGGAACGUUGGCACAACAUUCGCUCCAGCUAUGCCCGCUCUAUUAAGCUGCAUCACGGUGAGAAUACGUACUAUCUUAACAGCGAGCUGAUGUUCCUGCAAAGGCACAUUACUCCCGGAGUUUCCGUUCCGCUCGGAGGUCGUAGGUCAAGACCCAGGGCUCAGAAGGAGCACGACGAAGCGGAUGUCAAAACUCCACUAGAGGCAAUCCUUGAGAUGGUGCACUCCCCGAGCUGUCUGGAUUCGGAGCAUGCGCAGAGCCGCCACAGCACCGACUCUGCAUCGGCGACGGAAGUUAAGACAUCAACCCGCAGUAUUGAAGCAUGGCCAAUCAUGGAUUUCGAUGACGCAUUCCUGCAUGGACUGCGUCCCGAAAUCAAGCACAUGAACUUCCGUCAGAAGCUGUACUUCAAGCGUCGUGUGUACGACCUGCUUGGCGAGGUAUUCCAUUCCGAGGAGUCAGCCUCACCAACCAACCCGGCGCAGCCGCAUCCCAGGGAGAAUGUCAACGGAACGCUAUCCACAACCUCGUGUCCCUCUCCGGCGAAUCCACUGCAGCACUUGGGACUAAUGUUGCAGCUGCCAAAGCGGGUGGCCAAUGCAAGCCAAGAUUUGUAGCUUGCGAACUGCUCAUAGCAAAGCUUUAAUCCACUGAUAUCGAAUUUAUGUACAGUACAUAGGACAAAUAACAUUUUAAAUUGUUUUUAGGAAUGUCCCCAUCAUGUAUAAACAGCCUAAUGUGAAGUUGACAUAAAAACUAAAUAAAUGAAUUUUUCUAAAUUCAAAACUAGA
Drosophila mauritiana is the source of this 1613-nucleotide messenger RNA. RefSeq lists its product as uncharacterized. Gene Ontology annotation, molecular function: DNA binding. Lineage: Eukaryota; Metazoa; Arthropoda; Insecta; Diptera; Drosophilidae. Gene Ontology annotation, biological process: regulation of transcription by RNA polymerase II. Gene Ontology annotation, cellular component: nucleus; transcription regulator complex. The record is from RefSeq and is a predicted model, not a curated record. Bases 633 to 1439 code for a protein of 268 amino acids. The transcript has 4 exons.